Thamnophis elegans (Western terrestrial garter snake) is the source of this 1639-nucleotide messenger RNA. RefSeq lists its product as uncharacterized. NCBI's taxonomy places the organism in Eukaryota, Metazoa, Chordata, Lepidosauria, Squamata, Natricidae. The transcript is spliced from 5 exons. The record is from RefSeq and is a predicted model, not a curated record. Gene Ontology annotation, molecular function: peroxiredoxin activity. Bases 351 to 1100 code for a protein of 249 amino acids.
CUCCAGGAAAAAACGAAAGCCCAAGUUGCCUUUUGAAAAAGCACCUUUGAGUUCGCCCUUUAUUUACUCUUUUCAAGCAACGCAUUAGACUCUAAGUAGCCCCGAACAGCAUUACAGAAACAAUCAGAAGAGUAAUGAUUACGAUCAGAAAAUAUACCGAGCGAGAACCACAGGCUUGGGCCCUACGAUGCAACACAGGACAGCUGGGCUUUGAGAGGCGUGCUCGCAAUGAUAUCAUAAAGGAGGCGGGUUUGGGGAGACGCCGUCGGGCAUGCGUGCUUCCUCUCGGCUCCAAAACCCACUGAAGGCUGGCGUUUCGGAUUGCUGGUCCUGUUUUUCGCAGGGGUAUCAUGAUCAAGCGUUUUCUCCUCUCCGGCUUCCUCCAGCUCCACCGCUGUAGUGGCGGCUCCGUUUCGUUUCUUCCUCUCAGUGUAUCAGGAAACUUAUGGGGAAGAUCCCAAAGUGUAGCACUGAAUCAUCCAAAAAGUACGGAAGGAGAAACUACUACUAAGGAGAUUGGACGCUAUCCAAUACCCAAGAAGACAGAUUUGCCAUAUGAUAUAGUGGAGCUCAUGGAAGAAAUUGAAGUAAAGACUGGGUUUUUGCCCAACGUGUUUAAGGUUAUGUCUCAUCGGCCAGCAGAAUUUAGGGCAUUCUUUGCCUAUUACAAUGCCAUCAUGAACAAAGAGACAGGAAACCUAAGCAAGGCUGACAAAGAACUCAUUAUUGUGGCUACCAGUAUUGUCAACAAGUGUCCCUAUUGUGUAAUUGCACAUAGUGCCUUACAUCGUAUCUACUCCAAGAAACCAACUUUGGCAGAUCAGGUGGCUGUGAAUUGGCAACUGGCUGAUCUAAGUGACCGGGAAGUGGCCAUCCUUGACUUUGCCCUUGCUAUCUGCAGAGCAGAUAACAUAACGGAAGAGCACUUUCAGAAGCUGGAGGCACGCGGAUUUGAUCGAGAAGAUGCCUGGGACAUAGCCUCCAUUUCAGCUUUUUUUGCCAUGUCAAAUCGCUUAGCUCACUUCAUAGAUCUGCAUCCCAAUCCAGAAUUCUAUAUCAUGGGAAGAAUACCAAGGGACAAAAAACCCAGUUCCUCCUAAAACUUGUUGAUAUCCUAAUCUGUGCAAACACUGAAGUCAAGCUUGACUACUGAAUUACGAAAAUGGACCAGUUUUAGAAGCAGUGAAAAGAGAAUUAAACUUUACUUUUGAUUGUACAAUACUUCUGAAUUGGAACGAAUUUCUUUAAAAGAAAAAGUGAGAUUAGAUACUUGUAGUUUCUUUUGAUCAUAACUAAAAUAUGAUUAGAAGUUAGAACCUCACAUAUUUUAUUUCUAUGUAGCUAACUAAAUACUAUAAGACCUUUUUAUCCUAACAGUUGGAAAAUACAAAUAAGUCUUGUUUACAUUCUCAUUUCCUCCAAAGUACUGGCAAGCAUGGUUGAUUCCUAAAGGCUUAAGUUUUUGCACUGGAUCAGGAAUCUUUUUUAUUUUAAUGAGCUUUAUAAUGUAAUUCUAUUUCUUCUUGGAUUUAACAAUGCUUUCAUACAUUUGUGAAUUUCAGCUUUUUUAUCCUUUGAUUAAAAAAGGUCAUGCAAACAACUGAAAAAUGGAAGGAAUUAAACAGUUACAAUAAAUUAA